Messenger RNA from Capra hircus (goat), 1701 nucleotides. Its product is annotated as keratin, type I microfibrillar, 47.6 kDa. The record is from RefSeq and is a predicted model, not a curated record. The coding region runs from base 76 to 1290 and encodes 404 amino acids. Gene Ontology annotation, molecular function: structural molecule activity. The transcript has 7 exons. NCBI's taxonomy places the organism in Eukaryota, Metazoa, Chordata, Mammalia, Artiodactyla, Bovidae.
GGAAGGAGACCCACAACUCUGGCUUGGUGAACUUGGACUCUGUGUUCAGCUGGGCACCUCGCUCCCUCCAGCACCAUGUCUUUCAACUUCUGCCUGCCCAACCUGAGCUUCCGCUCCAGCUGCUCCUCCAGGCCCUGCGUGCCCUCCAGCUGCUGUGGCACCACCCUGCCCGGGGCCUGCAACAUCCCCGCCAACGUGGGCAGCUGCAACUGGUUCUGCGAGGGCUCCUUCAACGGCAACGAGAAGGAGACCAUGCAGUUCCUGAACGACCGGCUGGCCAGCUACCUGGAGAAGGUGCGGCAGCUGGAGCGGGAGAACGCGGAGCUGGAGAGCCGCAUCCUGGAGCGCAGCCAGCAGCAGGAGCCUCUUGUGUGCCCCAACUACCAGUCCUACUUCCGGACCAUCGAGGAGCUCCAGCAGAAGAUCCUGUGCGGCAAGUCUGAGAACGCCAGGUUGGUGGUACAGAUUGACAAUGCCAAGCUGGCCUCAGAUGACUUCAGGACCAAGUACGAGACAGAGGUGUCCUUGAGGCAGCUGGUGGAGGCAGACCUGAAUGGCCUGCGUAGGAUCCUGGAUGAGCUGACCCUGUGCAAGUCUGACCUGGAGGCCCAGGUGGAGUCCCUGAAGGAGGAGCUGAUCUGCCUCAAGCAGAACCACGAGCAGGAAGUCAACACCCUGCGGAGUCAGCUGGGAGACCGCCUCAAUGUGGAGGUGGAUGCCGCCCCCACUGUGGACCUCAACCAUGUGCUCAAUGAGACCAGGGCUCAGUACGAGGCCUUGGUGGAGACCAACCGCAGGGAUGUGGAGGAAUGGUACAUCAGGCAGACUGAGGAGCUGAACAAGCAGGUGGUGUCCAGCUCAGAGCAGCUGCAGUCCUGCCAGGCGGAGAUCAUUGAGCUGAGACGCACAGUCAAUGCCCUGGAGGUGGAGCUUCAGGCCCAGCACAACCUGAGAGACUCCCUGGAGAAUACCCUGACGGAGACGGAGGCCCGCUACAGCUGCCAGCUGAACCAGGUGCAGAGCCUGAUCGUCAACGUGGAGUCACAGCUGGCGGAGAUCAGGAGUGACCUGGAGCGGCAGAACCAGGAGUACCAGGUGCUGCUGGAUGUGAGGGCCAGGCUGGAGAGUGAGAUCAACACGUAUCGGGGGCUGCUGGACAGCGAGGACUGCAAGCUCCCCUGCAACCCAUGUGCCACAACCAACGCUUGUGAAAGGCCCAUUGGGCCCUGCAUCUCCAAUCCUUGUGUCUCACGUACUCGGUGUGGACCUUGCAACACCUUUGUGCACUAGAGGCCUCAGUGCCAGCAGGAGGUCAAGGGCUCCAAAGUCACAUCUCAGUUCCACUUCUGGGACCAGCCUUCAACCAGCAUCAGCUUCCACUGAAUUCCCAGCUAGAUUCUUUAACACAAGAGGCUGCAAAGUCCACCAAUGGCCCAGUCUGUCUUCUGAGUCCCACAAAGAAAUCUACAGCAGGAUCAAGUAAUGUCUAUGCUCACAAUGAUAUAUUUGCUUAAUGUGUUAUGCCCUAGCAAAUUCUUACCUGUGAUUUUAAAUAAUUACAUUAAGUAUGAUUGAGUUGGUAGGCAAGCUGUGAAACUGAACAUAAUUGGAAGAAAUCUUCCUUGUCACUCUUUUGGUCUUUGGAGAAGUGAUAAAUAUCCCUUGUUAAUCUCUUAAUAAAUUCUUAUUCUGGCACAAAAA